GUGAGGGAGUCUCUCCUGAGCAUCAAAGAAGAUCUGUUGUCAAUGGUCUGAAUUUUUAUUUAGAAAAGAAGCACAAGGUACUUCCCUUCCAGCCCACCCUUCCUUUGUCCUAGAUUUUUGGUGCGCUGGGAGUGGAUUGCAUGUGUUCCCCCUGCUCUGUGCUCCUGGCUUGACCCAGAGAGCAAGAAGAAAUGAUGAUGACGACACCCAGUAGGACCGGGGUGCUCAUGCCCUUCCACUGCUAAACCUCUAGUAACUGGCCCCUUUCUCUUCUCUCUGCCCCUUACUUCCCUUUUUCUGUGGUCGUGGGAUUUGGGGUUUUUUGGGUUUUUGGGUUUUUUUUUUUGGCCUGCUGAGGGAGCCACUGCAGACCAUGAUGUGCCUGGGGUUGUGGGCAGCUGCCCUGCUCUGCUUGUUUUCCCCUGGCACUGUGCAAGGCGACUGCUGGCUAAUCGAGGGGGACAAAGGUUAUGUGUGGCUGGCCAUCUGCAGCCAGAACCAGCCCCCGUAUGAGACCAUCCCCCAGCACAUCAACAGCACAGUGCACGACUUGCGUCUGAAUGAAAAUAAACUCAAAGUGGUGCUGUACUCCUCCCUCAACCGCUUCGGCAACCUGACUGAUCUGAACCUGACCAAGAAUGAGAUCUCCUACAUUGAGGACGGGGCUUUCAUGGGCCAGUCAAACCUCCAGGUCUUGCAGUUAGGCUACAACAAACUAACCAACCUGACGGAGGGCAUGUUGCGGGGCAUGGCCCGGCUCCAAUUCCUCUUCGUGCAGCACAACCUGAUUGAGCUGGUCACCCCUACUGCCUUCUCCGAGUGUCCUAGCCUGAUUAGCAUUGACCUGUCUUCUAACCGUCUCAGCCGCCUAGAAGGGAACACUUUCACCAGCUUGAGCAAUUUGAUGGUGUGUGAGCUGGCUGGCAACCCCUUCAACUGUGACUGUAGCCUCUACAGCUUUCUUAACUGGCUGGCGCUCUUCAACAAUGUCACCAAGAACUAUGACCGGCUUCAGUGUGAGACUCCACGGGAGUUUGCCGGUUACCCGCUCCUGGUGCCUCGGCCCCACCACAACCGCAAUGCCAUCACCAUCUUUCAGUCUAUGUGCCGAGGCGGCACCAUCCCCUCCCUGUCCAGGGUCAACCCUACCCCUUAUACCCCUGACUCCCAGCGAGACCUGGAUGAGGGCUCAGCCAUCAGUCCUGGGGACUUCCUCUCGGUCAAGCCUCCAGCCUCUUCCACCACGGACUCCUCCUUUAGUCCCAGCAUCAAGCUCCAUGAUGUUACCAUCACUUCAGCUAUCUUGAUGGUAACCAUCCCCAUGCCCUACAGUAAGAUGUAUGUGCUGGUCCAGUACAACAACAGCUACGUUUCUGACAUUGCAACACUGAAGAGCAAGAAGGAAUAUGUCACUGUCAAUAAGCUGAAGGCCCACACUGAUUACACUUUCUGUGUGGCCUCUAUCCGCAACAACCGGCGCUACAACCACACUUGUCUGACCUUUGCAACCAGGAGCAAAGGCAGGGAGGACCCUAUCUCCAGCACUUCCACUACAACACACUACAUUAUGACCACCCUGGGUUGCCUCUUUGGGAUGGUCAUUGUCCUUGGGGUGGUGUACUAUUGUCUGCGGAAGAGGAGGAUGCAGGAGGAGAAACAGAAGUCCCUCAAUGUCAAGAAGACCAUCCUGGAAAUGCGUUAUGGAUCAGAUAUUGAUACAAGUACCAUGGUCCACCCUUCCCAGAAGCUGGGUGAGCCACCAGUCAUCCCUGUCUCACGGAUGUCCUCCAUCCCUUCCAUGAUUGGAGAGAAGUUACCCCCAUCCAAAUCAAUGGAAUCUGGCAUGGAGACUCCUAAAGUCACUACUAAAGGCAACUACAUUGAAGUACGGACUGGUGGUGGGGAUGGGCUGGAACGGACCCAGCGGGAUGAGGACCUGAGGGAGCUUGACAAUGGGCAAGGCUCAGCUGCUGAGAUCUCUACUAUUGCCAAGGAGGUAGACAAGGUCAACCAGAUCAUCAACAACUGCAUUGAUGCUCUCAAGCUGGACACAGCCUCCUUUCUGGGUGGUGGGACUGGUGUUGACUCAGACAUGGCCUUUGAGUGCCAGUCCAUUCCUGCCAGUUCCUCGGGUGGGCUAGAGCGGCCCAGCUUUCUUUCCCCACCCUACAAAGAAAGUUCCCACCACCCUUUGCAGCGCCAGCUGAGUGCAGAUGCUGCUGUGGCCAGAAAGACUUGCAGUGUUUCCUCUAGUGGCUCUAUCAAGAGCGCCAAGGUCUUCAGCUUGGAUGUGCCUGACCACCCACCACUGAGCAAGUCUGACUCCAAAUACAUUGAGAAGGGCAGCCCACUCAACAGUCCUUUGGAUCGUCUUCCCUUGGUGUCCCCGGGCGCCAUCCACCAUUUGGAGGUCAAGCCUUCUUACCACUGCAGCGAACACCGCCACUCCUUCCCGGCCCUGUACUAUGAGGAAAGCGCUGACACCUUGAGCCAGCGGGUGUCAUUCCUAAAACCGCUCUCCCGGUCCAAGCGAGACUCCACGUACUCCCAGCUCUCCCCCAGACACUACUUCUCGGGCUACUCCUCCAGCCCAGAGUACUCAUCAGAGAGCACCCACAAGAUCUGGGAGCGAUUCCGGCCUUACAAGAAGCACCACAGGGAGGAGGUUUACAUGGCGGCUGGGCAUGCCCUGCGGAAGAAAGUCCAAUUUGCCAAGGACGAGGACCUGCAUGACAUCCUGGAUUAUUGGAAAGGAGUCUCUGCUCAGCAGAAGCUGUGACUCCCUCGCUCUUUCCAAGGAAACAAUACAAAACAAGAAAUCCCCAAUGACCUGAAAAAUAAAUGCCACUUGACUGUGAAAAAUAAACCGACAACAAAAAAUACUCCCGACAAAUACAAAACUGACAAAAUCAUUUCUUAAAGUUUACAGCAACAGAAAACUCACAUACACACAGAGACACACUCACACACACACAUACUGAAUUGUUUCUACUGUGUUACGGGGACCAUUGUUAAUGCCUGCAGAUGGUUGCAAAGAGCAGCCUGCUCUGAUACUGUGGUAACAGCACUGGAGUGUGGAGGGAUGGGACUGGCCCGGGAGGGGGUGGCAGCAGUGGCAGUGGAAAGGCAGGGAAGGACACUCACUGAGCAUGAAACUCGGCUGUGAACUAUAUUGCUCUUUCUGUUCCUGUUGCUACUUGAGGGCUGAUUUUUCUUUUGGGUGGGAGGGGAGGACCUUGAAUUAGUAGGAACUUCUCUGCCCACCUCAUAGACCUCCUUUUCCAGAUCUUCCAUCACACUACUUUUUCCCCUCUUUCCUGUGGCAGUGGAGACUUUUCUCACCCUCCCAUCCCCUUCUAAGAUAGGUGGGAUUUGCUGGAGAAAGUUCUCUCACUCCAUCUCCUUUUCCUCUUCUCUACUUCUCUCUGUUAGGGCUCCCUAGGCUUGUGCUUUCUAUCCAAAUACUUUAUGAACCUCCACCCAGGGGAGGUAUGAAGGGCAGAGGGAGGAAAGAUCUGCCUCGCAACAGUUUUUAUGUCCUUGCUGCUCUGUCCCCUUCUCCCACCAUGUUAUUACUGAUGAAUGCCCAGAGAGUCUGGAGUGGUGGGCAUUCCUCAGGCCUGCCUAGAGCCAGUCAUCUGCCAGUGAGGGAGAAUGGCGGGGGUAUGACUGUGCUCUUUGGCAGGGCAAAUCAGGUCCUCAACAGAAGGAGGUAGAGGAGGAGGCAGGAAGGUCCGAUACCUCCGAAGUGUGAAGGGUUCCUCACCUGUCCCUGUCUCCCCAUGGAUGUCACAGAUCAGGGGUCUGUUCCUCCCCAUGCACACUCAUGUUUAGCCUGCCCUUGUGCAGUAGGUUUUGUGCUCCCUAUUUAUGCAUCCCUUCGUAUGAGGAAGGGAUCUGGAUGUGAUCUUCUGUAGCCCACUCCAACUGACCCCUUCCCCGCCAUGGGGGAAGGGGAGAGCAUCUCCCAUCCUUCUUGCUUGCCUGGAAGGGACAGAGCAAGAGGAUAUGAAAAGUAGAAUUCCUGUUUCUUCACUCACAAAGUUGAUUAAAAAAGCCACUAAAUGGCUUUCCCUUGAAUGAGAUACCCUGGCAUGGAUAAGGGAUAGCCUAGGGUGAAGGUGGAAGCACAGAAAAUGAAAGGCACAUGAAAAGGGGUCUUGGAGAAGCCCAAGAGGGAUGGCUCCAGGAAAAGCCCCCUUUGUGUGUGCAGCUAUACUGGGAGUGCUGGGAUAGAGGAGGAUGACACCCCCUGGAUGGCACUGUUCCCCUAGAUACUUAGAAGCCCCCAGGAGAGUCAGAACAACUUUUUGCCUCCUCAGUCCUCCAUCUCCUUGCACUCAGGUGCCACAGACUCUUCUUUGGGAUUUUUUUUAAUGUCCUGGCAAAAACCCAGUUUCCCUUGCUAGCCCUGACCUCUGUCCCUGGGAUAGGAAACCUACUGCAGAGUUAGGAAUAAGCCUGCUGCCUUUUCCACUUUGUCCUAUUUCUGAACAUCCCAGAAAAGCACAAUCUUGGCACCUUCUCCCCCAAAGUUUGCUUGUCUGGCAGGGGUAGCUGCCUGCUGAGUGGAUCUUAACUGCAGCACAGUGGCCCUCCCCUCCAUAAGCCGCACACCCCAAUCAUCUUUGACAAUUUUUUGUCCCUAUUAGGCUGAGGAAGAGGGCCUGUGUUGCGCUGGCCUCUCCCAUUGGGCUAUUUCCUUUAUGAGAAGCUACUCUGAAGCUCCAGGGUGUUUGGAGGCCCUAGGAGAGGGAUGAAGGUGUAGGAGCUUCUGGGAGGGAUUUAUGUGCUGCCUGCAGGGAAGUCGGCCAUCAUCUGUCAGAUAGCAGCAUUGCCAGCUGUGAGAGCUGGUUUCUACGCUACAGAUGGCAUGGCUUCAUCUUCUGUAAGAAGGGAGCUGCAGUAGGCACAGCCUAUUGUGGGAAAACCAGAGGGAAAAUCCACAGGGUCUAAACCUGCGAAGAUCCUUAGGCUUCCUUCGUCGUAGGGAUGCUGA
Molecule: messenger RNA, 4999 nt
Organism: Struthio camelus australis
Lineage: Eukaryota; Metazoa; Chordata; Aves; Struthioniformes; Struthionidae
Source: RefSeq, a predicted model, not a curated record